AUGUCGCAGUCAACCAAACGUCCCUCGCUCUCUGAGGCUUCUGAGGCUUCUGAGGCUUCAGAGGCUUCUCAACCGAUCUUGAAUUCUACCGACUCUGAAUCUGACAAGAGUGACGAUGAACCCCCACCGGCAUACGCCGAAACAAUCCCCAGUCAGAGCAACGAUGGCGUCACCACGACGGGGUCAAAUCCCGUCCCAGAGCUACCCAAGACACUCAAGGCUGGGGAUACUCUUACCCAGCAUCACGAUCCUGAGCUGAGUGAUAGAAAGGACGAUCCGCCACGAAGCCAGUGCACUGAACAGCCUGCUUGCGGCGAGGAGAGCGCUCCGGAAAUACAGAUAGCUCCUUCGGCCAACCGCGCAAUGUCACGGUCGCCCAAGCGUUCAUCGUUUCCUGAUGCUUCCGAUGCUCUCCCCAAGCCUAAGCGUCAUGAGCGUGAACCCCCCAGCGAUGAGUUGGAGUCUCUCCGGAAACCUCAUAUAACGCUUCCUCCCCCCGGUAGAGAUAUUCUUGCCACGGAAGAGCUGGGCCUCCUCCCUGACCUCUGCGGCGGAGAUGAUGAACAUGCUCCAAAGCAGACCGUCGACCCGCCCGCUGGCAGCGACAGCAGCGGCGCCGGAAGCCGUCCGAGCCUGGCUUCGAAGCUGCCCUCUGCACCUCAUUUGCCACCUCUUAUUGAUGAGGGUGCUGCCCCGGGAGAACCCACAAGUCCAAGUCAUCCGAGUCUAGCCCCGACGCUGUCCUCUGCACCUCAUUUACCACCUUUUGUUGAUGAGGGUACUGCUUCAGAAGCACCCAUAAGUCCAAGCCUUCCCGCUCAGACUCACACCAACGACCUUGCUUCUGAAGAAUAUCAAGCACCACAGAGAUGCUUCAAAUUUAUACCCUACGACACUCUGUUUAAUGAUGAGGCGAAUGCAAUACGUGUAUAUUGGGGGUCUUUCCAGGGCGCUGUUCAAUCGUUUGCGCGAAAUUGUCUCCCAAAGAAAUGCUCCUGGGAUGAACUACCCACCGGAUACCAAGACGAAGUUCGCGAAUGGGCAUCAGACCCCAAGGAUUACCUGAACUCGAAGCUUUCAACCGAUGUGAAUAAUUUCUAUAUCGCCUGGCUAUUUCGCCUUCUCGAUCGCCAUUUGUUCUCUGGCCGAGACUCAGACAAAUGGCACGGGUCAGAUUGGAAGAGAUUUGGCGCUAUCUUGGAGUCUGGCAAAGCCCAUUUGCGCGAACCAAAAGGCUUCUUCGCUGCCAAGUACCACCACUGGCGUAAUCUUUCUGUCCAGACACUGGCUGACAUGCAUCAUCCCGAUCAGCGUCAUGUUGAUCCUCUCUGGCUAUGGAAGAAGAUUAAAGACUGGAUGAAGGAUCUUCCCUUUGUGUCGGAAAAGGACCAAUCUGAAUUCGAAUACCAAUGGAGAAACUUGAUAGAAUCCGCCAUCAACAUGGAUAGCCUGAUCAUUACAGCUCGGCGGGACAUCAAAAUGCGGCUGUCCGACUCUGCCACCGGCAAAGAUUACGGUUUUCCCGCGGUAAAAGGCAAAAUGACGCGCCGCCGGGGGCCACCAAGAAGUGCCGGGGGGGAACUUGUGGUAGACUUCGUCAUAUUCCCAACACUUCUCGCCUACGGCAGGGCGGAUGGUGCAUCGAUCUGGGAUGAGAGUAGCCCAGCGAAGAGUGUUAUUUGCCCCUUCGGUGAUAGUUGGGAUACAGUUUCCAUGGAAUUUGGCAUGACAGUGUGCUGUCACUAG
Clonostachys rhizophaga is the source of this 1746-nucleotide messenger RNA. NCBI's taxonomy places the organism in Eukaryota, Fungi, Ascomycota, Sordariomycetes, Hypocreales, Bionectriaceae. The record is from the annotation of a GenBank genome assembly.